GCGAGGAAGGCGGGCAGGGUUUCUGUUCUCAGCUAAGCGCUCUUUUUCAGAGGCCUCUUUCUGAAUCGCCUUGAUGGUUGCUGAGAGUCCGCAGGUCUGGUGUCUGAAAGCCCGGGCUGCAGGCUGCAGGGCUGCUUUGCAAAGCCUGUCUGCUAACUUGGGGGCUGCCCCUUUCUGCGGCAGCAAGUAAAAAGGCAGAUUUCCUUGAGUCACUGGUGGAAGAGACGCUCCGUGUGUGCCUGCUGGCUUUAGGAAUCGGGUGUUUAUUUGUUGCUGUGAGUGUUGAAGCUCGGGUAAGGGGGAGGACUCUGCAAGAAGUCUGCAAGAAGGCAGACUGUCGGUUCUGCUUGCUGGGAGUUGGCAUAGGGAACCGCCUGGCACCACGGCUGACCUCUUUCACGGGGAGAUCAGUCGGGACAUAGAUGGACUUGCCAGGAAAUAAGCAAUUGCUGAACGAUGUGAACUUUAGGAGGGGGCAUCCUUGAGUGAAGCAGGGAACUGUGCUGUGAAUCUUUGUGAGUCCAGAAUGUAUUGGAAUUCGGGGCUUUGCGGGAUUCCCGGCUCCUGUAAACCAAGAAGCUGGAAGGGCGAAUGUUAAUUCAGCUCCGUGUUUGUGGCUUUGACUGCAUCCUUGCUAAUCUGAGUAUUUAUUGUGCUCUUGGAAGGUAAGUCCAACUUCAGUUAGGAAAAACAAAACAAAACAAAACAAAAGCACACACACAAGUCCAGGAUUUUGUAAUUUAAAAUAUACCCUUCAGGUAAAGCAUGACUUUUGUUCAGUUCUGUUAGCAUGCAUAAAGAUUCAAGGGGUGACUGACAGUGAGAGCUUUGGAGUGAGGUCAGGGGUGGGUGGUUAGCCAAGACUUGUAACUUCCAGGGAGAAUGAGAAGUUGUAAAAGUCAGACUAGCUGUCUCCCUCCCUCUUUCCCUCCUUCUUUUCUGUCUUUCUCUCUUCUCUUCUCUUCUCUUCUCUCCUUCCCUUUUCUUUUUCCUUUUCCUUUUCUCUCUCUCUCUCUCUCUCUCUCAAUUCACUUGCUCACAACAGGAUCAUUAGGUUUCCCAGAAGUGGAAGCGGGUCCUCUGACAUAGUUUAUAGCUCUUUGAAGCUAUUUGGUGUGCUGACAUGCCCUGAAACUUCAUUCUGCAGAAUCUCAAUGUGGUAACUUUUUCUUUUCUCUUUAAAUGCAGAUGCUGCCUUUGUGUCCUUUUAUUUAUUCCAGGAAAAUGCGGAGAUCAAAUAGGCUUGCCUAGAAAAGAAAGUGGAGGCUGCCCGGGUCUGUCCUUUACUUUCUGUAGCUUUUAAAUGGAUAAACUGCCUGUCCUUCCUCCAUCAGCACGCGAGUUUCCCCAGAUGCAAAGCCUUUCUCUAAAGCAAAGUUGCACAGGGGAGCUCUAGCUUGGAAACAAUUUGCUCUUUUUCCCCCUUCUCUGCCAUAAACACUUGAAUGUGCGCACAGCCUCCUGGGGAUUGGUGGAGGGGGGCGUGUGGAAGAGCAAAAGAAAAUUGAGAAAUGCCUGUAUUUUGCUGCCUGUCCAUUUUUAAAAAGGGGCACGCAUUGCAAUCAUAGUUUAAAAAAAGUUCCAGAGAGUAUAGCCAAGGCAGCAUGCCGGAGCUUAACUAAGUCAGGACUUUGGAGGUGAGUUUUUCCCUUAUUAACAGCAAGUCCUGGGAGAAUUGAGAAGGUAUUAUGGUUUCUAAUCAGACCCAGAAUAGGCAGAGUAUAGGCUUUCUGGAUGAAAAAAAAAAAAAAAUCCAAACAAAAAAACCUCCUUCAUCAGGAACAGUGGCUUUUUGUGCGAUCAUCUAGGGAGAGGGGCUCCUGUUUUCAGGGAGGUGUGAGGGAGCUGGCUGAAGUUACUCAGACCUGAGACCAGCCGACCGUCAUUCUAGAAACCCUGAGUAAACUAAGGAGGAGAAAAACCACCAAGACUUCAGGCCUUUAGAUUUUUCUUAGUGGUUUUUGCCGGGCACAAUGGAAUUUGGAACUAAAAAGAACUGAGCUUUACUUUUAGGAACAAGAACAGUGUUAGAACGCCUUGCUAGUCGAGUUCUAUGCAUGUAGGUAGAGUUUAGAAAGAAACCCAAGGCUGACUCACAUCAAGUGUUUUUCAAGUCCAGAAAAUUAUAGCCCUGGGACACAUAUUUUCUAUUAAAGUAAAAACAAACAAGCAAGAAAAAGAGAGAGAGAGAAAGGAGAGGGAGAGAAGAAAAGAAAAGGGAAAAAGGGGGAUUAUCUGAUUUUGAAUACUUGAUGGUUUUCUGCAGGGCAUAUUUGAUUUUUUUUUUUUUAACCUAAGGAUCGACUAAUUUAGAAUUGGGGGAAAAAAAGUAGGUGCUUUCCUUGUUAAAGUAAUGAGGGGAUUGCAUAUUUUUAUGGUGAAUGUUUUGCUGAACCACAGGUAGGUUUGGGAACUGACUCGGUUUUGUUCUAAGCGCUCCAAGGGUGGAGGGACUAAAAAGUGACUCAGGUGGCUUUAGACCACCGUUGGCUAAGGGACAGCUAAAGGACUGUAUGUCGGGAUAGCCAGCAUCUUUGAAUUUUCUUAUGGUAACAGAUACCUUUGCGGGGAUCAUCCCUGAGUUUUAUGAGAAGAGGCCAAGAUGGAGUAGCCUUCUCCUGGGAACCCUAUUGUGUCUGGCUCAGAGCCUGGCUGACCUCCCACUGCCUCAUCCAGGUCCUGAGCUGGGUGGGAACGAGGGCUCUGGUUACACUGGGCCAACCCAGCCUGCAGCUUUGUGUCGUGGAUCUCUGGCUCUGCCUUUCUGGGCACAGCGUUGCUUUCCCGUGGGCAGCUGAGCACAGUAGACUAGAUUGGGUUUCUGGACGUAGGGUUCGUUUUCUUCCCCAAAUACUUCAAAGUGGGCGAGGAUGCCCCAACCCGUGCGUUAACAGGGAGUACAUUGAGGACCCCAGUGAGAGGUGGCUUCCCUCUGAAUCAGAAUAGGGAGUUUUUCUUUUUCUCUUUGACUCUCUAUUAUUUUUGAGUUUUCUAAUGAAUUAGAAUUAGAAUUUCUAAUUUCUAAUGAAUUAGAGCAGUUCCCUACUUGAGUGAAAUAAGUUGCUGUCAAGACAGCCUUGUUUCUGUUUGCUUGGCCCUGGGGGACAGACUAGUUCCCGAUCUGCUGUCAGCCCUAGCAGAUGGCGGCAGGGAGUCUGCCGAAGCUGAAGCUUCUCUGGUCUUUCCUGUAGAUAUAAUGCAGCAUCGGUAAAAAAACAAAAACAAAAAACAGCAACAACAAACACAUACAUAAAAAUCAACCCUCCCCCUGCCCCCCCGCAAAACCCUGACCCCAAUGAUGUACAAUCGCCUAAUGAUUUUUUAGAUGUAGUGUGGGUUCUCCUCACCUGAACCGAAUGCCAGCUAGCGUGGAAGGCUUGGGACUCUGGCAAGGAGGCCAGAGCGUGCCUCCCCUGGGGGAAGCCCCUGGAGAAGUGGGGAAAGUGCGGAGAGCAGCUGUGUGCCACAGACCAAGAUGAGCAUGUCUCUUCUCCUGGCCUGGGCAUGCUCUGAAGGUCGCAGCAGUGAGAAGCCAGACGAGUGAUCUGGUCUGAACAGCACUGAAUGGCUCUGUGAAAUUCCCUCCUGGGAGGACAUAGAUCCCAAAUUGCAGAAAGCCAAUAAAAAAAGGUCACGUGGGGAAAAAAAAAAAAAGGUCACCUGGAGGCAGAGAUCCUAAGGAGCUCCAGCGGCCAGAGGGCCCCUGACUGUUCAAGCUGGUGCUCAGCCCCGACCUGGCAGGUGUAACCUCAUCUGCACCACUGGGGCCUGGGCAGGAGCACCUUCCUCCAGCCUGUUUGCACCCUGUCACCAGAGCUGGCCUUUAACUGCCUGCCUUCGGCCUGGUUUGUGUCACCUCUGACCACCGGCCCCUCCCCAGAGCCUUUUCUGCUGUAAGCUGCUUCCUUGCUCAAAAUCUCUCCUGCCUCCUGCAUGGGCAGGCCCAGCCUGACUCCCCCACUCCCCCCACUCCUCCCCCUGACUCUGGUCACCAGCUUUCCUUUGUGGGGAGCUUGGCCUCAGCCUGAUUGAGUGACCCCCCCCCCAUGGUAUUUCAUUGAUUGUCUCACCCAUCCAUUUCUCCUUGAAGGCCUCCAUAAACCACUUGAAUGGAAAUCCCUCACCCUCCUGCUCUGGGGGCCACUCACCACCACCCUGCUGCCUUCUUGCCCUUGUCGGUUGGCUGGCAAGUUCUUGGGGGAUGGGCCACGGUGAUCCCUGUCUAUUAGCCCCAGAGCAGUGCCCCUCACAGAGGAGGUUCCACAAACAUUCGGGGGCAUGAAAAGGCUGAUAUCUGUCUCAGCUUGAUGAGGGGUACUGAAAAGUGUCUUCUGGACUCCUGCUCCCGGGAUGGCCUCAGACCCCUGGUCUUGGUGGAGCCUGGUAUCACUGCUGACCGGGAGUUCCCCAAACACCUGCCUCGAGCUAGCUGUGGGGCCUGAGGAUGAAGACGUGGGGAUGCGGAGCUUGGGCAGGAAGAAUGUGGCGCAACACAGCCUGGAGAUGUGGGUCCUGGUUGGGGCCGUGGCAGGAGAAACGGGACACCUUCGCUGGGAUAGGAGCGGCUAAAGGGUUGGUCGAGAAGACUCUUCUCGGUCUGUGAUGGGAAUUUGCAAACACGCUGAAGCCCAUUUUGGGGAGAGCAGCCAGUUGCUUGAACAUUUGGCAGGCUCCGUCACAGAGGGACUGACUCUGGGCUAGAGAGAGGGCCUGUUCUCUGCAGGCCGACUGCCACCCCGUGCAGACUAAGCUUGGGGACGUCUAAAUCUGGCCUGACUGCCCUCUCCCUGGGUGAGCUCAGGCCACCAUUUGGAGGCAGUGACAUGUUGCCUGCCAGUUGCUGUAGUUCACUCGUGGGAGAUACUUGGUUGAUGAAUAAGGAGGCUGAGAAGUGGGAGGCACAUCUCCCAGAAAAGUUCUCCCAUUGAUUCCCCAAUGGCCUUUUGCCAUUGGGAAUUCGGGUGGUGGAUCAGUCCCUUUGCAGACCUCAGGCCGGUGGGGAGGACCAGCUAGAUGCUGGGUCCGCCGUAGGCCAUAGGAAACGUCCCUUCUUGUCCUGGUGGAAGUGGGAUGCUCCCUGCAUACGGGGGUGGGAAAAGGUCCAGAGCAUGUGGCUACUGUAGGGAGGGGGGUCAGAGAGAGCACGGGAAGUGCCAGGGAGAAGUGAGCAGACGGGGACAGGUCCAGUUCUCUGCCCUCAGUUGGGUGUCUGGGCUCUAGCACAAUGGAACUUGCACCACCCAUGUCUUGUGAAACAUCCCUCCAUCACGAUGUACUUAAUUCUUAAUGUCAGAUUUCAAAUAAUACCGAAGUUGAUGGGGUGAAAUUUACAGUCCCCUCUUGGGCCUCCACCCUACCCUGCCUGCCCAAAGCUUUAUCCUUCUUGAAGGUUUUUUUUCUAUGCCUCUGUGCACGUGUAUUUACAUAAAGUUGCUCCUCCUUUUGGCUCUGGUUUUUCUGUCCCCCAGGUCGUUCUCGGUCUGUGUAUCUGCCUCUGGCCUCUCCCUUCAAGUAUGCUCUAACGUUCUAUCUUCACAAAAGCAGAUGCCCCCAUCUUACGGCUACAGUGGAUAUGCCCUACUUUAUCAAACCAUCCCUCUCCCGAUGGACAUCGAAGUUGCCUCCAGUAAACAUACCUGCGGGGACAGCUGGGGACAGUUGGGGACACAGGAAUCUUUUGAGAGGUGAAAUAUGUGAACUUGUAAAAUCAAAAAGCUGUAGAAAAUUCAAAGCCCUGUUUUUUUCCUUCUGUCAGGACCUUUUAGGCAGAUGCCUUAGCACUUAGUUGCAAGAGGGUCCCAUCCUCCCUCCCGCCUGCCCUGGUUGGGGGCGGCUCUGAGCCCUCAGGAAGGCAGGCAGUGUUGACUCUGAAAGGUAUUCCUGAGCUCUGGCCCCAGGCUGGCGGGAGUGGAGGUGCUGCCUUAUCCCAGCAGAGAGAGGUUGGUCCCCGUGGGAAGAGGGGUCUCCUCCAGGUCCGGGGCAGACCACUGCUGCCUCCCAGGAUGAACACACCAGCACCCUGGCCCAGAGGCCUGGCCACUUAGACGGGAGCACGGAUCCUUCCGGAUGGAUGCAGAACGUGGUGGUGGGGGGGCUGUCUGUAUACCGGUAGAGGCCAUCUCCUGCUUUUGCUGGAGGGCAGCCAGAGUGCUGGUGCAGGAUGCUCAAGGAGUUAAAGUGGCCCCUGUGGUCCAUUGGGCUGCCCCCUCCCUCUACCAGGACAGGAAGAGAGGUUUCCCAUGACAAAGUGAGCUUUGUCACCAGGCCUUUGGAAACCUGGGAUCUGGGUAGACACUCCAUAGUUUGCCAUACUGAUGGCUCUGUAGGAGCCCUUGUGAGGAUCUCAGCCAGUGGCUGAGGAAGAUUCCUCUUUCCAGUGGUGGCCACAUGCUGUCGCUGGAAUGGCAUGAAGUGGACCGAUGCAGCCCAGCCCUCUUGGACACUGGCUCAGGCAGACGGGCCUCUGCUGCAGGCCACACACGGCAUCCAUGCAGAUUGUCUUUGUCAAAUCAUAUUCUUUCCUGGAAACAGCCCUGGAUUGUUUCCAAAACCAAAUGCAGGAAAAAUACCAAAAGGACAGGGGGCUAAGCUGUUGUGAGUCCCGUUUCCCUCUUUAGUCCCCUGUUGGGAUUUGCAGGGAGUUUGAGGACCACAAUUUGUUUCAUCUUCUCUCUAUGCCUCCUUCCUUCUCUUGACCACUAAGGCCUCCCGCCCUGGGAGGGAGGGGUACCAGGGGGUCCCCCUGGGGGAGGUGGUGGUCCAGGCACAGGCCUCGGGCUUCAGCUUCUGGGCUGAUGGUUGGUGGGAGAUCAGUGAUUGGGGCCCAGCUGGCUUUCACGCUCGAGCCAGGAGCUUUGGAGCCUCUGCUCUCUCCUUCAGCCCUGACUGGAAGAAUCUCACUGGGGCCCCCCAAGGGAGGGGAGAGGACUGCUGGAGGGGAGCCUUGCCCGGCGAGCAAGAAAUGCUUCUAGCUCAGAGGACCAGUGAUCGCUGAGUCGGGUUUUUAUUGCCCAGAGGGCAGAGGUGGAAACCAAGGAUGGAGCCGAGCCCUCUCCCACCAUGGCUGGAGCUCCGGGAAUAGCAACAGUUGGCAGCCCGGGAGGGUGGGUCCCGACACCUUGACCUGGCCCUUUGCUUGCUGCCCGCAGCACCAUGGAUCUGCACCUCUUUGACUACUCGGAGCCAGGGAACUUCUCCGACAUGAGCUGGCCUUGCAACAGCAGUGACUGCAUUGUCGUCGACACGGUGCUGUGUCCCAACAUGCCCAACAAGGGGGUGCUGCUGUACACGCUGUCCUUCAUCUAUAUCUUCAUCUUCGUGAUCGGCAUGAUCGCCAACUCGGUGGUGGUUUGGGUGAACAUCCAGGCCAAGACCACCGGCUACGACACACACUGCUACAUUCUCAACCUGGCCAUCGCCGACCUGUGGGUGGUGGUCACCAUCCCCGUCUGGGUGGUCAGUCUCGUGCAGCAUAACCAGUGGCCCAUGGGAGAGCUCACGUGCAAGGUCACCCACCUCAUCUUCUCCAUCAACCUGUUCGGCAGCAUCUUCUUCCUCACGUGCAUGAGUGUGGACCGCUACCUCUCCAUCACCUACUUCGCCAGCACCUCGAGCCGCAGGAAGAAGGUGGUCCGCCGUGUUGUCUGCGUGCUGGUGUGGCUCCUGGCUUUCUGCGUGUCCCUGCCGGACACCUACUACCUGAAGACCGUCACGUCGGCGUCCAACAACGAGACCUACUGCCGUUCCUUCUACCCCGAGCACAGCGUCAAGGAGUGGCUUAUCAGCAUGGAGCUGGUCUCUGUGGUCUUGGGCUUCGCUAUCCCCUUCUGCAUCAUUGCCAUCUUCUACUGCCUGCUGGCCCGUGCCCUCGCCGCUUCCAGUGACCAGGAGAGGCAGACCAGCCGCAAGAUCAUCUUUUCCUACGUGGUGGUCUUCCUCGUGUGCUGGCUGCCCUACCACGUGGUGGUACUCCUGGACAUCUUCUCCAUCCUCCACUACAUCCCCUUUACCUGCCAGCUGGAGAACUUCCUCUUCACCGCUCUGCACGUCACACAGUGCCUGUCGCUGGUGCACUGCUGUGUCAAUCCUGUGCUCUACAGCUUUAUCAAUCGUAACUACAGGUACGAGCUGAUGAAGGCCUUCAUCUUCAAGUACUCGGCCAAGACAGGCCUCACCAAGCUCAUCGAUGCCUCUAGGGUGUCGGAAACAGAGUACUCCGCCUUGGAGCAGAACACCAAGUGACGUGCUCUGCGGGGUCUCGGGGACAAGUGUGUUGCUUUCUCCACAGCACUGGCUUGUGUCGUUCCCAAGAGUAAAGCAAGGUGGCUUUGGGGCUUGAGGCCGGGGUCGUGAGGAGAGGGGAGUGGGUGCCACCGAGCAUCCUUCCCCUUUUUCUUGGGUGGCCGCGGUGGCUGUCACGGCUCUGUGCGUGCGUCCUGCCGUGUGCAAGGCCCAUCAUGUGUCCAAGUCUGCCGCAGGGCAGGCUAGCCUGCACUUCUGUACAAUAAGACGUUCUGUGUUCCCUGGAGGUUUUAUAUGGUGAUUUGUAUUUAAAUCUUAAGACUUUAUUUUCUCAUUAUUGGUGUACCUUAUAAAUGUAUUUGAAAGUUUAAAUAUAUUUUAAAUAUCGUAUGGGAGCUAUAACGCGGACAUGUAUCCAGAGUGUUGUAGUUUUAAGGCUAGUUUGAUUUCAGUUUUGACUAAGGAUGACAUUAAUUGUUAGCUGUUUUGAAAUUUUUAUAUAUAUAUAUAUAUAUAUAAAAAUCUAUAAAUCUAUGCCAGUCGUGGCUGAAAUGUUUUAUUUACGAUAGUUUUCUAUCUGUGUGGUGCUCUGUACUGGCAUGGGAUACAAAACAGGAAAGACUCUGUAAAACAGUUUGUGAUAUUCAUAGUUUUGUAAAGUUACCUUAAAAAAGCAAAACGGGGCAGACCUGUUCCAGGCUGCAACACUGUGCACAAAACGAACAGUCUCAUUUUGGAGAGUUCUCUCAAUUUGUAAGUUAUUAUUUUUUUUUAAAUAAAGAUUUGUUUUUCCUAAAAAGGCA
Molecule: messenger RNA, 9044 nt
Organism: Lutra lutra (Eurasian river otter)
Lineage: Eukaryota; Metazoa; Chordata; Mammalia; Carnivora; Mustelidae
Gene: ACKR3
Product: atypical chemokine receptor 3
Exons: 2
Coding region: 7153-8241 (362 amino acids)
Biological process (GO): G protein-coupled receptor signaling pathway; angiogenesis; vasculogenesis
Cellular component (GO): membrane
Molecular function (GO): G protein-coupled receptor activity; chemokine binding; coreceptor activity
Source: RefSeq, a predicted model, not a curated record